AACCCUAGCCCCCUUCGCCGGCACGCCGCAGCCGCCGGACCGCCCAGAUCCGGCGGACCCCCGCACGCUCAGCCCAGGCCGGCGCCUAGGCCUGCUCGCCCGUGCGGCCACCCGGCGCCCAGGCGCCCGUGCGGCCACCCGCCGGACCUGUCCGAGGGCGUGCGGUCGGCGACUUCCUCAACGGCGUUGUAGUGGGCGGAGGCGGGCGCGGUGUUGGGCGGACGGUGGACGGCGGGGUCUUUGGCGGAGGCCAUCGGCAUAGUCGGGCGGAGGACGGACGGCAGCGGCGGGAGCGGUGUCAGGCGGACGGCGGCGGCGGGCCGUGGGACUGAGACGGAUUGCCCUCGGUGCGGCACAAUGGAGGGAGGCGGACAGGAUACGGCGGCAAUGGCGAUGGAGAUGGAGGUAGAGGCAGAGGCAGAGGCCGUCUUAUGCGCGGUGCCCUCCUCCCUCUCGCUGUCCAAUUCCUCGACUCCAAGUCCUAGUAGCAGUAUCUCUUCGAGGCGUCUGGGCCUCAAGAACAGCAUCCAGACCAACUUCGGCGACGACUACGUCUUCCAGAUAGCUUCUUGGACUUAUGUCUUCUGCAUCUUAUUUCCUAUAUCUGGUAACAAGCCAGGAGAACACUACGCUUGCAGUUUCCUUGUCAACAAAUGCACUAAAAUUUUAUUGUCCAGCAACUGGGCAAUAUUUGGGCGAAUGUACUGGACAUAGCGGAACAAUCCAUGAAAUUUCCUUUUCAGCUCCAUCAUCACCGCAAGUAGUCUGUUCUUGUUCUUCAGAUGGAACUAUAAGAGCAUGGGAUACAAGAAGCUUUAAGCAGAUAUCUGUGCUGAGGGCAUCUCAUGAAUUGUUCAGCUUCUCCUUUGGUGGAUCAAAUGGUAACCUAAUUGCUGCUGGUUCUAAUUGCCAGGUUCUACUAUGGGAUUGGAGAAAUUCUAAACAGCUAGCAUGCUUAGAGGAAUCUCACAUGGAUGAUGUGACUCAAGUAAAAUUUGCACCGCAUCAACAUAACAAACUUAUCUCUGCAGCAGUUGAUGGAUUAAUAUGUGUUUUUGACACUGAUGGUGACAUGAACGAGGACAAUCAUUUGCUAUCUGUAUUGAAUGUGGAGACUUCUGUUGCCAAAGUGGGUUUUUUUGGCAACACAUACCAGAAGCUCUGGUGUUUGACCCACAUUGAAACAUUAAGUACCUGGGACUGGAAUGAUGGGAGUAGGGAGCUGAAUAUAGAAGAAGCUCGUUCCUUGGCAACUGAUAGGUGGAACCUUGAUCAUGUUGAUUAUUUUGUUGACUGUCACUACUCUCUACCUGAUGACAAGUUAUGGGUGAUUGGCGGCACAACUGCGGGGACAAUAGGUUACUUCCCUGUAAGAACUGGUCUUGAAGAGGCUAUAGGUUCUGCGGAAGCUAUCCUUGAAGGAGGCCACACAGAUGUUGUUAGAACUAUUUAUCCAGCCGCAAGUACUCAUCUUGGUCAAAACAGGGGUAUUUUUGGAUGGACAGGUGGUGAAGAUGGCCGUUUAUGUUGCUGGCGCUCUGACGAAAUUGCUGAGAUAAACAAGUCAUGGAUCUCUAGUUCACUAGUCUCACGGGUGCAAAAGAAAACUAGAAAUCGACAUCUACCCUACUAACGGAUGUGAUGAUGUCCAACACAUUGUUAGUUAACAAAAUAUAGGUUAUAUUAUGUCAAGAAGAGUGAUAA
Oryza brachyantha (malo sina) is the source of this 1704-nucleotide messenger RNA. Its product is annotated as WD repeat-containing protein GTS1. The record is from RefSeq and is a predicted model, not a curated record. The transcript is spliced from 8 exons. Gene Ontology annotation, molecular function: protein binding. The coding region runs from base 578 to 1633 and encodes 351 amino acids. NCBI's taxonomy places the organism in Eukaryota, Viridiplantae, Streptophyta, Magnoliopsida, Poales, Poaceae.